AUGGAUGAUAGCCGGGAUGAAGCCUGCCACAAGCCGGCCUGCAUUCGCUGCCAUGCGCACAAGGUGCGAUGCACACGGCCGGCAAACAAGAAGCGCUGCAAGCGCUGCUACCGCGCAAAUGUUGAAUGCAUCCCGCGGCCCUCUAAACGGGCCAGAGACGCCCGAGACAGUCCGUUUGACACCGAGAUUAGCACUCCCGGACUUGACGAGGACCCUAGUCCCGCGGCCGUGGCCAAGCUCCCGGAGGAUGCAAGUAGUAGUAGUUACACGCCAGAUAACACGGCGCUGCAUCUAGACUUUGACUUUUCCGUGGACAUUAUCGGUCACGCGAGCGAGUGUGGCUAG
This is a messenger RNA of Pestalotiopsis fici W106-1, 345 nucleotides long. RefSeq lists its product as uncharacterized. Gene Ontology annotation, biological process: regulation of DNA-templated transcription. Gene Ontology annotation, molecular function: DNA-binding transcription factor activity, RNA polymerase II-specific; zinc ion binding. The coding region runs from base 1 to 345 and encodes 114 amino acids. NCBI's taxonomy places the organism in Eukaryota, Fungi, Ascomycota, Sordariomycetes, Amphisphaeriales, Sporocadaceae. The record is from RefSeq and is a predicted model, not a curated record. The transcript has a single exon.